This is a messenger RNA of Setaria italica (foxtail millet), 1293 nucleotides long. RefSeq names its product transcription factor IBH1-like 1. NCBI's taxonomy places the organism in Eukaryota, Viridiplantae, Streptophyta, Magnoliopsida, Poales, Poaceae. The coding region runs from base 393 to 1082 and encodes 229 amino acids. Gene Ontology annotation, biological process: regulation of DNA-templated transcription. Gene Ontology annotation, molecular function: protein dimerization activity. The record is from RefSeq and is a predicted model, not a curated record. The transcript is spliced from 2 exons.
UUUGGUUGGCCGGUGAUAGAUGGUCGUGUUUACGAAUUACGACACAUUGAUCUUGUGGUUCGUGUAUCUAAUCCGAUUCUCCGACAGCGGCUAUUAAACAAGGGGGAGCAUGUUCCGCUUCGACGAUCGCAGAGGUUAGCCUAACACCAUGCAUGCAUCCACGGGAGAUUAUGCGCAUGUGUCUCGGCUCCCAGCCACACAUGCCGUGUUCCAGCGAGGCCGGCCGCACGACGCGCGCGACGACGACAUGCCCGGCCGCCGUGGCGCGCGCACGUAUAUGACAGCCAUGAGAGCUCUUCUCCUGCUACCAUCAGUCUAGCUAUCAGCGUUCAGAGCAGCAGCAUUUCUUGCAUUGCAUCCCUUUCCUCAGGCGUUAAAGCCAGCCAAGAAACAUGCGAGGCCCUAGCAGCGCGAGCAAAGGCGCCAUGGCGUUCAAGCGAGACCUGCUCAAGAACCUGCUCCUGGGCCUCCGGGCGCGCGCGGAUGCGUGCUCCUUCGACGCCAUGAGCAUCCAGGAGCGGAGGCGCGCCGUCAAGUGCUCCGCCGACGUGGCCAUGGCGGCGGCGCGCGGCGCGGCGGGCGGCGGCGGACGCGCGAGGUGGCCCAAGGCCAUCCUGGCGGCGGCGGGGGCGGCGGGUGCAGUCUCUUCCGGCAGCAGCAGCCCCGGCGCUUGCAAGGCGAGGAGGAGUAGGUGCAGGAGGGUGGUGAGGAGGUGCGUCGGCGCGAAGAGGAUGAGGAGAGGGUGCUGCGCUGCUGCUGGUAGUAGUGCGGCGGCGGCGGCGGUGACGAGCAGCGACGUCGCGAGGAGGCUGGUGAGGAGGAGGACCAUGGCGCUCAGGAAGGUGAUUCCCGGAGGGAGCGGCGCCAGGGACGAGGCCGCGCUGCUCCGUGAGGCCAUGGACUACGUCGUCCACCUGCGCGCCCAGGUCGACGUGCUCCGCCGCGUCUCGGCGGCCGUGCAGAGAGCCAGAGAUCCACCUCCCUCCGGGAUCCUGCUCAAAGUAUGGGAGAAUCAUAUAGUGAUUCCUGCUUCAUCAGAAGAUGGAGAAGAAAUGUGCAUUUCAAAAAAGAUCAUGGCCUGAUGGUGAUCUGACGGUGAUCAGAAGGCAGAUCUCUGGGCUCGUGCUAGUGGUCAAAAACUGAUCAGGAGCUUGCCUUGCUUCAUUAUUGGGAGAUGAGUGUGGGGACUUUGUAAGGUAGCUAGCUAGACAGCUACUGUUGUACGUGGAGGAAAGAGACAUGCUAUUGUAGAUCAACAGAGGAAUGGGCGCCAAUUUAAGGGGUGUUUGGAUC